CGCCAUCUCACUCCUUCAUGCCAUCAUCGCCAUGGACUCUACAGGUAGCAAGACUCGUUAUGCCAGCGGAGCCGAGCGUCUCCGUGCUCAGUUGAAAGAUCCCAACUUCCUGACGGUGUCCCUGGGCGUGUUCGACGGUAUAUCGGGCCGAGUCGCUCUUGAGACAAACCCCCCCGCAUUAUACAUGUCCGGUGCUGCUACGGCGGCCAGUCGGUUAGGGCAGCCGGACUUGGGCAUUGCGACGCAGGAUAUGUUCAUCUCGACGCUAUUCACGCUGACCUCCAUCGCCGGAGACACUCCCGUCAUUGCAGACGCAGACACGGGGUUUGGCUCGGCACUCAACAUCGCGCGGACAGUACAGAUGUAUGAGCGAGCUGGGGCUGCCGCAUUUCAUAUCGAGGACCAGGUAAUGCCCAAGCGGUGUGGGCAUCUCGGAGGCAAAGAGGUCGUCUCGCGCGAAGAAUGGGCGCAGAGAAUCCGGGCGGCCGCAGCUGCCAGGUCCAGUCGGCCGUCGGCUCCCUUGAUCAUCGCCCGAACGGACUCGCUCCAAACACACGGCCUCGACGAAGCCAUCGAACGGAUCAAGAUCGCCCGGGCCUCCGGCGCGGACAUCGGAUUCGUCGAGGCGCCAUUGUCCCGAGAAGACGCUGUGAAGGUCACGCGGGAGCUGGGCCCCUUGCUGCCGAUGGUGUUGAACCUGCCGACCAACGGGGCCACGCCCAAUUUCACCAACAAGGAAGCCCUCGAGAUGGGCUUCAAGAUCACAUGGCAUCCUCUGGCCGGGGCCGUGUCGGCGGUCCACGCACUGCGGAAGGCGUACGGCGCCGUUAUCACCCAGGGCACCGACGUCGAGACGGCGCAGGGAAUGGGUCCAAGGGAGUUCUUCCAAGUGAUGGGCCUGGACGGUGCGAUUGCCUUUGAGAAGGAGAUAUCGGGAGGUAGAUUAUAUCAAAAGACUUGAAAUAUGGGUAGGAUAAACGUUAAUUUUUUUUAAUAUCUGAUGUCGCGAAGAGAGAACCCAAAUGCCC
Messenger RNA from Cladophialophora immunda, 1028 nucleotides. RefSeq lists its product as uncharacterized. The transcript is spliced from 5 exons. The coding region runs from base 32 to 961 and encodes 309 amino acids. The record is from RefSeq and is a predicted model, not a curated record. Lineage: Eukaryota; Fungi; Ascomycota; Eurotiomycetes; Chaetothyriales; Herpotrichiellaceae. Gene Ontology annotation, molecular function: catalytic activity.